Stegodyphus dumicola is the source of this 937-nucleotide messenger RNA. RefSeq lists its product as uncharacterized. The record is from RefSeq and is a predicted model, not a curated record. NCBI's taxonomy places the organism in Eukaryota, Metazoa, Arthropoda, Arachnida, Araneae, Eresidae.
UGCAGAUUUUUAUAUAUGCUCAGCAGCUGAAUAUUAAAUCCAAUAUUCUUGGAACUUUAGUCACUGCAUUUAUCCAGCAUUUGAAGUUUCCAAACCAAAUAUGAAAUCAGCCAUUUUAUACAUCGUUUUCCUAUUGGCUUCUUUUAAUCUGGCCUACAGUCAAGACGAUAUUGAUUUCGAAAAUGUCUUCGAAAGCCAAAGCAUUCCAAGUUUCUCAUCGAAUGAGCGUGUUUCAUCCUAUGAUACUAACUCAUACUAUAGAAAUGAAGAAAGUACUCAGUCUCAUGUGGUUAUUCCCUGGAUUGGUUCGGAGAACGUGGACUCGUCGAACAUAAAUUCAAAUCAAAGCGAACAAAUGAACUCUGAUAUCUCUUUUGGAAGUAAUGAAACAUCUUCAUCGACGAAUGCUUCAUUAGUGUCUUCAAUGAAGACAUCGUCAACAGUGUCAACUUCUUCGAAAGAGUCUUCGUUAGCACUAUCUAACAGCAGCUCUACAAGCACUUCUACACUGAAACGGUUGGAAUCCAUAACAGAAACCUUCAAUAAUGAAGCAUUGUCAGAUGAAGGAGACAAUUCUUCUGAAUCUUCUGCUAUGGCAGAUGGCAGGACCAAAUCGGGUAGGAAAUCAACCAUAUUUUUUGUUUCUUCUUCUAGCGAACCAUAUGAGUCAACAACAUCAUCUGAUGAAGAGGAAGAAGUUGUUCUUGGUACAAGGCAAAAUAUUCUUCCUCUUCCAAAAACAGCUCUUCAGAAAGCUAUGGAAUGGAUGAAGGGAGACGCAUACACUCUUAGCAUUGUUAUGCCAAUUGCUGCUGGUGUUGUUUUUGCAUCAACGAUAAUAGUAUUUAUAGCCACAUGCAGAUGUAUCAGACGAAGAUGUCGCCGUCGUAGACUCAGAAGAAAAGCACUGCCAGUAAGUUAAACGUUUCCUUUCCAU